This is a messenger RNA of Xenopus laevis (African clawed frog), 4736 nucleotides long. RefSeq names its product SH2B adaptor protein 2 L homeolog (gene sh2b2.L). Gene Ontology annotation, biological process: signal transduction; antigen receptor-mediated signaling pathway; cell surface receptor protein tyrosine kinase signaling pathway. Gene Ontology annotation, cellular component: membrane; plasma membrane; cytoplasm. The transcript has 9 exons. Bases 748 to 2745 code for a protein of 665 amino acids. Gene Ontology annotation, molecular function: signaling adaptor activity; transmembrane receptor protein tyrosine kinase adaptor activity. Lineage: Eukaryota; Metazoa; Chordata; Amphibia; Anura; Pipidae. The record is from RefSeq and is a predicted model, not a curated record.
UAGAGGUGGGAGUCAGUAGUUAGUGGUGGGAGUCAGUAGUUAGAGGUGGCAGUCAGUUGUUAAAGCUGGGAGUCAGUAGUUAGAGGUGGGAGACAGUAGUUAGAGGCGGCAGUCAGUAGUUAGAGGUGGGAGUCAGUAGUUAGAGGUGGGAGUCAGUUGUUAGUGGUGGGAGUCAGUAGUUAGAGGUGGCAGUCAGUUGUUAAAGCUGGGAGUCAGUAGUUAGAGGUGGGAGACAGUAGUUAGAGGUGGGAGUCAGUAGUUAGAGGUGGCAGUCAGUAGUUAGAGCUGGGAGUCAGUAGUUAGAGGUGGGAGUCAUUAUACGGUGUUGGCAGUCAGUAGUUAGAGGUGGCAGUCAGUAGUUAGAGGUGGGAGUCAGUAGUUAGAGGUGGCAGUCAGUAGUUAGAGGUGGGAGUCAGUAGUUAGAGGUGGCAGUCAGUAGUUAGAGGUGGGAGUCAGUAGUUAGAGGUGGCAGUCAGCAGGCAGAGAGAAGUGCGAUUCCAUCGGCAGAGCUGGGAGUCUGUAGGUUGAGCCAUAAGAGUCGGACACCGCCCCCAGCUCUGGGGGAGUGGAAAACAAGAAAGGGAUUAGGGGAAGGUGCUCGUGGCUCGGGGAUGUGUUAUUAGUCGAUACAGAGAAAUGGAAUAGUGGGAUCACGCUGACUGUACAGCACAGGAUUUAAAUCCCCGGCGCAUCCAGCACCAGCAAUGAUUCCUGUCACACAUUUCCUAAGAGUGAAAUGGAGCAACCAUGAAUGGUGAUAGUAGAGACUCUUCCUCUCAGCUCCCUGACUGGAAGGAAUUUUGUGAGCUUCAUGCACAAGCGACUGCCGUGGACUUUGCACAGAAAUUUUGCAGGUUUCUGAGGGAGAAUCCUCAUUAUAAUGCUCCUGGGGCUGAAACAUCAUUCUCUCAUCAUUUUGCUGCCAAUUUUCUAGACUUCUUCAGUUUUGAGGUCAGCAGGGUAUACGUGUCAGAUUCCCCCACAAAGUACAACAUAGUUCCUUUUGUAGGUCUACAAAACUGCCAGGUGCCUUUAGCAAGAAAUUUUGUACCCCGGAAAGAAGAAACGUCCACAGAGUCUCUAGACAGCAUGGACAAUACUGUCACAAAUCGAUAUCUAAGUCGGACUCAGGCCCGUGUACAUAAAGUCUCAUCUUAUGGCCACUCGCGCAGUUCCGAAGAUGUAUCGGUUCACGACAGCUCAAAAACAAAAUUUAAAAAGGGCUUCUCUUUACGGAACAUGAGCUUGUGUGUAGUGGAUGGCGUGAAGGAAAUGUGGCACAGAAAGUCCUCUCCUGAGCCAGGUUUGGACAAUGGGACAAUAAGACGCUCUGAUCGUGAGCAUUGCACUUCAGGUAGCAAGGAACACGUUGAGCCCCGUGAAAAAUGGACCCAAAAACUGCGACUUUCAAAAACGCAAGCAUCAAAAAUAGAUGUCGUUGACAUUCAGAGAGAAGGAACUCUCAGGUACAUGGUGGCCGAUGACUCUAAUUGUGUUGCCAACUCUCAGUGGCAGAAAUGCCGCUUACUUUUAAGGAAAGCGGUGAAAAUGGAGGGAGAAAGAUUCCUGCUUGAAUUUUAUGUGCCUCCAAAGUCUUCAAAACCUAAAGUAAGCAUUCCACUCUCUGCUAUUUUGGAGGUGCGGACAACCAUGCCCCUAGAGAUGCCAGAUAGAGACAAUACGUUUGUGCUAAAGGUAGAAAACAGCGCAGAGUAUAUCUUGGAAACGAUUGACUCCCUUCAGAAGCACUCAUGGGUGGCUGAUAUACAGGACUGUAUUGACCCCGGAGAUAGUGGGGAUGACAUAGAACUUUCAUCUUGCGAACAGGGAACCUGCUUAGCCGGCCAAGCCUCGUCAUGUAGCUGCGAGUUUCUGGCUGAGGGAUCUUACCGACCUCUGGACACAUGUGCUACAGAUUUUCCUGCCGCCUCUGCAGUUCCACCUCAUCCAGCUUGUGCACCACCCCAGGCCAGAAACAGAGACCAGUCCUCUGCAGAACAUCUUGUACAUGUCCCUUUAGAAAAUUUUCUACAAACAUUGGAAUCCUCUGCUUCUAGUCACUUACCAGGUGAGGAAGGUGAGGAGGAAAUUGAGAUAAAUCUGUCUGACUUCCCUUGGUUUCAUGGCACACUGUCACGGAUCAGAGCUGCUCAGCUGGUACUUUCUGGUGGAGCUCGGAGUCAUGGACUCUUUGUUAUUCGUCAAAGUGAGACCCGUCCUGGGGAAUAUGUUCUGACCUUCAAUUUCCAAGGGAAAGCUAAGCACCUGCGGUUGUCUUUAAAUGAAACGGGCCAGUGUCAUGUGCAGCAUCUCUGGUUUCAGACCAUUUUUGACAUGCUCAAGCACUUUCAUUCACAUCCCAUCCCACUGGAAUCUGGAGGUUCUGCUGACAUUACCCUGCGCAGCUUUGUUGUGGCCCAGCGCCAGUUAUCUGCAGAUCCUGCACCUUCUCAAAGCGUGAGUGUCCAGCAACAAAACAGUAGGACUGAAACUCAGUCUCAACACUACUUUGCAGGUUCUGGAGCAAGUAACAUGCAGCCAGUGUCUCCCCCCGAGAGCUCAGCCUCAGCUUCAGCCCCACACCCGGCGUACCACCGAGUAGAAGGCACUCUCGGCACCCGAAGCCGUCGCAACAGUGCAGAACUUUUGCUAGAAUCACCCAAUGGGAGCACAGAAGAUUAUCAUGAAAGUGAUGGGUCUCGAAGUAGAACUAGGGCUGUUGAGAACCAGUAUUCUUUUUACUGAAUCAUUUGGAAACCAGAGCACUACUACAUAGUCCUUCUUUCACACUGGAUGGCCUGUAUUUACUAAGCGGUGCUAGUCUUUAAGCAACCUUCCAAAAUCAGAGGACAUUGGCUGGUGCAUGUCUUAUUGAGUAGCACACCUUAGAAACGACCUAAUGUCCAUUGCCUGUUAUUAUUUGUUUGCCUCUUGUACCUAAUAGGUAAGUGCAGCCUCUGCAGACCUCGGGAGUACUGGUGCAUCUGAAUUCAUAUCACAUGUAAGAAGAGUCAUGGUUUGUUUGCCGUCAUACAACCCAUACAAAUUAUUUACUGAUACUACUAGUAGGAAUAUUCCUUAAUCCCACUGCAACCCAUUUCCAUUAACAAUCUAAGGGCAUUGGUACAACUGAGCGAUUUCCAAUAACACCCUGAAUUGCUCCCCAAACAUUUCAGGAGCAAUCACAGGUUAACUUACAUAUAGGUGGUCACCAAUUCUGAUUUUAGUUGCUAUGGGAUCCAGAGCCCAUUCCAGUGCAAUAGUUCCCCCAGCCUCAGCCUUCCCAGACCUUCCAUUGCUGCUCAGGAUUAGGGUAGGACUACAUGGACGUUUUCGGCGAGAUCUGACACGUUGCGACAAAACGCCAGCGACAAAUCGCAGGCGACGGAAAUUAGGUAAGAGAUAGAAAUUUCAGAUGAAAUCGCAUCGUUGAUCCAAUGCAACACGACUCGGAUGCAGACGCAGCGUGCAACGUCGGAUCAACGCUGCGACUUCAUCCGACAAUCCAUUCACUUACCUUAUUUCCAAUUCAUGUGAUUUGUUACCGGCAUCCAUGUAGUCCUACCCUAUGGGUGAAGACAUACAGAGCUACUAGUAGCAGCUACUUGUGGCUACAAAAUGACAAAAAAUACCUUGCCAUUGACAAUACUAAGAACUGCCUCUGAUAAAUCAACCCCCUACGUGCGUUUUAGCAAAGGUCAAGUGUUAAGAGUUUUUUUUACCUCAAAUGAACUCGAAACUCAACUGGUAUCUUAAGAAAAAACUAGAAUGUGAAAACCCCGAUUCUGUGAGUUUGAGACCCGCAACCUGAAAACUAAAAUAGAUCAAUUUUACAGCGAAACAAAAACUUGAAUCGUUUGAAUCAUUUCAGUUUUCAGGCAAAAAAACCUUAGUUUUGGACUAGUUUUGCCAGUUUAAGCACAACAUUAUCAAUUUAUAGAGAGUAAUGAAAUAAAUGUUGCAUAUUUACACCAGGCCUAGUUACAAUACCCAUAGCACUUUCUGCUCACCUUUACAACAGCUAUUGGUUAGUAAACCCAUUGCAAACUUUACAACUUUAUUACAUUAAGCCAAAACUGCCUUAAAAUUUGCUUCUGUUCUUUAUAAGAAGCUCAGCAUUGUUUCCCUCAUAUGAAGUAGGCAAAGAGGCAGGGUUGACUUGGGGGGGCUGCUGUCCAGGGCCCCCCUCCGAACCCAUCUGCCCCCCCCUGCCAAGCCGUCGCGUGCACUUGUGCACAGGUGCGCACUGCGUUUCUGGGCAGAAAGGAGCAUCACUGCGUGCAUGCGCUGUCGUGUGCUAAGUUUUCCGGCCGGCCGCAACAGGAAGGAGCCUGGAAAUUGCACAUCUGGGUGUGGAUCUGGCCCGGCAGGGUCCAGUCCGACCCUGCGAAAAGGCGUAUGUGCAAUGGAUGUACUGGUGCUACUCAUGUUAUACUCAGGCAGCACUAACCCUUGUGCAAAUCUGCUUUUAGACAGUUAGGGGCAUAUUCAUGAAGGGUCGAAUUUCGAAUUGAAAAUACUUCAAAAUUCAAAUUCAAAAAGACCAACCUAAAUUAAGUGUAAAGAUUUUUUUGGUCAAAUAGGUCCUUUUACGAUCUAAUAGGUCCGAAUUCGGCCGAAAAAAACCUUCAAUUUUUCAAAGUCCGCCAAUUGACUCCAAAUAGGUUCUAGGAGGUCCCCCAUAGGCUAAAACAGCAAUUUGACAGGUUUUAGAUGGCGAAUGGUCAAAGUCAAAU